AUGGCCGCGGCGGCGGCCGCCGCCGCCGCCUCUGCCAGCCUGGCCUCCAGCUACGCGGCGGUGCAGUCCAGCCUGCGCAAGCAGUUUUACGGCGACCUGGUUGACCUGCGCGGCGCGCUGCUCAACACCAUGAACCUGGCGCCGCACCGCGCCGCCAGCCUGCACCCAAAGAUGAACCUCAUUGACUCGGCGCUCACCAUGCUCGAGGAAACCAAAGGGAGCGUGACCAGCGCAGAGAUGGCUCAGCUGAUGAACAUGAGCGCCAAGGUGGCGCGGGCGGUGGAGUCGUGGCGCUCACGCAAGCCGCCGGCGCGCGGCGGCGGCGCCGGCUCCGCGACAGCGGCGGCGGUGGCGGCGGCGCCCGGAGGCGCCGCCGCGGUCGGCGCCGCGCCCCGCGGCGCGGCCUCGCCGUUUGCCGCGGCGGAGCUUCAGGAGGCGGGCCGCGCGGCGCAGGUCAAGGCGGAGCCGCGGUCGGCGGCAGGCAGCGAGAGGGAGGAGGCCGGGGAGCUGCCCAGCGUGGGCAGCGUGGAUCGCUUUGACUGUCUGUCCAAGCUCGUUUCCGGCCCCCCCGGCGCGGCGCGCUUCGGCUCUGCCACGCUUCUGCCCGAGAUUGACUGGGAGGUUCCUGAGAUCAAGCCCAGCGGUAACCUGGACGCCCUGCUGCCCUCAGAGGCCUCUGAAGUGCUGAUGCAGCAGCAGCGCGCGGUGGCGCGCGCGGCGGCGCACAACGCUGCGCACGUCUCCAGCGCCGAAGCCUUCCUGGCACACAUCUCGGCCCAUGCGGACAACGCGUCGGGCGGCGGCCAGCACGCCGCGGGCCGCGGCGGCGGCGGCGGCGGCGCCCACGGCCCCUCGCCCACCGCCGGCGCGGCGCCGCAGGGCCCGCAGGCGGCCACCGUGGGGCCCCAGCCGCAGCAAUACCUCCGCGGCGGCGCGGCGGCGCUGCACGACCCUGGGUCGGGCGUGGGCGUCAGCGCGCCCAGUGUGCACGGCGCCCUCACCAGCCCGCGCUCCGCCGCCACCAGCACCGGCCCACGGCGCACGCCUUUCCAGCAGGCUGCGGCGCAUCAGGAGGCCAGCAGCAACGACAGCGGCGGCGGAGGAGGAGGAGGCAGCGCGGGCGGCGGCGGCGGCGUGUCGGGCGGCGGAAGCGCCGCCGCAGCCCUGUUCAAGAGCCCCUCGCCCGCGCCGCUGGCAAUGCAGCAGCAGCAGCACCACCACCACCACAGGCACCAGCAGCUCCAGGGCAGCCCCUUCGCGCACCACCAGUCGCCCUUUGCCAGCCUGACGUUGCCGCAGCAGGCGCAGCAGCACGCGCCGCACGGCCUCGACGCCGGCUUUGGCAGCCUGCUGCCGGCCACCUCUGGCGCGGGCUUUGGCUCCCAGCUGCUGUCGCGGCAGCAGCAGCAGCAGCUAUACCGCCAGCAGCAGCAGCAGUACCACGAUGCGUCGGCCAUGCAGGCCGGCGGCAGCAUGGGCUUUGGGUUUGGGAAUGCGGGCAGCCUUCCCCUGAGCCACGGUUCCCACGGCGCCGCCGCCUCCCACAUGAGCGCCCCCUCCGCGCUGGCGGGCAUGCAGCAGCUGGGGCUGGGCGAUGGCGGCAGCCUGCACGCGCAGCACCAGCAGCUGCCCCACCACUUCCAGCAGCAGCAGCAGCACGUAGGGCCCGGCAGCGGGCGCUCGUCGCCGCUGGACGCUGUGGCCGCUCAGCAGCAGCAGCAGCAGCUGUCGGGGCGGCUGAGCGUGAUGCAGCAGUUCCCGCACGCCGCGCUUCACGCGGGCACCGGCGGGCUGGCGCAGCUGCUGGGGGGCGGCGCCGGUGACGGCGCCAACCACGCGCACCUAGCUCAGCUGAUGGCGGCGCAGCACCUGCCGCCCCCGCAGCACGUUGACUUCCCGCCCAUGCCCCACCCGCACCCGCAGCAGCAGCAGCAGCUGUACCAGCAGCAGCAGCUGAACCACCAGCAGCUGCUGCAGCUGCAGCUGGCGGAGCAGCAGGGCGGCGGGCAGGGUGCGCUGUACGGCGGCCACGCCACGCUCUCGCCCCCCAGCCCCGGCCUCCAGCUGCCGGGCAACGUGGUGAGCAGCGGCGCCCAGUUCUCAGGCGGCCACCACCUGCGCUCCCACAGCCGCCACUCGGGGCCCUCCAUGCUGGGUGGCGGUGCCACCAGCGCCCGCCACCACCGCCGCACCAUCAGCCCCUUUGGCAGCGCCGGCGGUGGCAGCGGCGAGCAGGGCAUGGAGGUGAGCACAGGCAGCAUGGGCAGCCCCCACACCAAGCGCAAGCGGGCGUGA
Molecule: messenger RNA, 2295 nt
Organism: Chlorella variabilis
Lineage: Eukaryota; Viridiplantae; Chlorophyta; Trebouxiophyceae; Chlorellales; Chlorellaceae
Exons: 5
Coding region: 1-2295 (764 amino acids)
Source: RefSeq, a predicted model, not a curated record